AUGCCCUCCCUCUUCAAGACCCUCCUCGCCGUCACGGCUCUCGUCCCCGCCGCCUUUGGUGCCCUCCCCACCAAGCCCGAGGGUUUCGCCUCGGGCACCACUGGCGGUGGUUCUGCUUCUGCCGUCUACCCCAAGAGCGCCUCGGAGCUGGUCUCUUAUCUUGGCGACUCUCAGGCGCGCGUCAUCUACCUCGACCGCACCAUCGACUUCACCGGCACCGAGGGUACCGCCACCGAGACGGGAUGCGCCCCCUGGGGAACUGGCUCUCAGUGCCAGCUGUCCAUCAACCAGCACGGCUGGUGCGACAACUACCAGCCCAACGCCAAGAAGGUCACCGUCAAGUACGACAAGGCCGGUAUCCUGGGCAUCAAGGUCGGCUCUAACAAGAGUCUGAUCGGUGUUGGAAGCAAGGGCGUCAUCAAGGGCAAGGGUCUGCGCAUCGUGGGAGCCAAGAACGUCAUCAUCCAGAACGUCCACGUUACCAACCUCAACCCCAGCCUCGUCUGGGGCGGUGAUGCCAUCACCGUCGACGACGCCGACCUGAUCUGGAUCGACCACGUCACCACCUCGCUCGUCGGCCGCCAGCACAUUGUCCUCGGCAACAAGGCCUGCAACCGUGUCACCAUCUCCAACUCCAAGAUCGACGGCACCAGCUCCUGGUCCGCCAGCUGCAACACCUACCACUACUGGGGCAUCUACUUUGCCGGUGCCAACGACAUGAUCACCUUCAAGAACAACUACAUCUACCACAGCUCCGGCCGUGCCCCCAAGGUCGCUGGCAACACCCUCCUCCACGCCGUCAACAACUACUUCUACGACGUCCCCGACCACGCUUUCGAGAUCGACUCCGGCAGCGUCCUCGCUGAGGGUAACAUCUUCCAGAACGUCAAGAACCCCGUCGUUGCCGGCUACAAGGGCAAGCUCUUCGGCAGCACCACCACCAGCUCCAACACCGCUUGCGCCGCCAGCCUCGGCCGCAACUGCGAGCUCAACGGCUUCGGCAGCUCCGGUGCUCUUGGUGGCACUGACACCAGCUUCCUCGGCAACUUCAAGGGCAAGACCAUUGCCAAGGCUUCCAGCUUUAACGAUGCCAAGAACGUCGUCAACACCGCUGGCUUCGGCAAGGCUUAA
Messenger RNA from Fusarium keratoplasticum, 1131 nucleotides. Its product is annotated as Amb-all domain-containing protein. Bases 1 to 1131 code for a protein of 376 amino acids. The transcript has a single exon. Lineage: Eukaryota; Fungi; Ascomycota; Sordariomycetes; Hypocreales; Nectriaceae. The record is from RefSeq and is a predicted model, not a curated record. Gene Ontology annotation, molecular function: pectate lyase activity.